AUGGAGCCGAUGGAUGUCCCCAGAACUGCUGCCCCGGCACGGCAAGUGAACCAGCUGAAGAGAACUGAGAUAGGUGAGGAAGAAUGUGGAUUGAAAGAGGGUCAGUCAGCAGAGAGAGAAAAGGAACCUAAUGAGUCCAGGGACCAUUUUACAACUUCAGUAUGCCAGCCUUCCAAAAUGUCUGUGAGGGAGGAACCACCCACAACCUUCAAGUGCAGCCGAAAGUAUCAUUGCAAAUCAGAACCUGACCGGAUCCGUACCAGAAAGAACCACAAUGAAUGUGACACAUCAGAAGAAACAUUCCAGGAAAAUGUAUACUCUGAUAAACAACAGAGGGUGAUAACUGGAGAAAUUAAAACUGAAUGUUUGGAAAAUGUGGAAGGAGAUCAUUUGGACACAUAUCGGUGCGAUCGUCCAGAAGAGGACCCUAAGGAUUCUGCGAGUGGGGAGAGUCACGUAAUUCAAAGUGAGGGAAGGAUGUUUGAAUGUUCUCAGUGUGGGAAAGGCUUCCCUCAGAGAAGAAAUUUGAUGAUCCACCAGAAAUCUCCUACCGGAGAGAAACUGUACAAAUGCUCUCAGUGUGGAAACAGCUUCAGUCAGAGAAGAAAUUUGAGUACACAUCAACGGCUUCAUACUGGAGCUAAACCGUACAAAUGUUCUCAUUGUGGAAAAUACUACAGCCUAGGAAAGUAUUUGAAAAGACACCAAAGCAUCCAUACUGGAGCUGAAACAAAAGGGUAUAAGUGCUCUCAGUGCGGGAAGUCCUUCAACCAGGAAAAAGGGUUGCUGGUCCAUCGGUGGAUUCAUACCGGAGAGAAACCGUACGAAUGCUCUCAGUGUGGGAAAUGCUUCAAUGAUCAACGAAACCUGAUGAGGCACCGGAGGAUUCAUACUGGAGAGAAACGAUACACAUGCCUGGAGUGUGGGAAAAGCUUCGUGUGGAGCAACCAGUUGAAAAUCCACCACAUACUGUAA
Molecule: messenger RNA, 975 nt
Organism: Pogona vitticeps (central bearded dragon)
Lineage: Eukaryota; Metazoa; Chordata; Lepidosauria; Squamata; Agamidae
Source: RefSeq, a predicted model, not a curated record